Messenger RNA from Medicago truncatula (barrel medic), 1408 nucleotides. RefSeq lists its product as uncharacterized. The transcript has 9 exons. The record is from RefSeq and is a predicted model, not a curated record. Lineage: Eukaryota; Viridiplantae; Streptophyta; Magnoliopsida; Fabales; Fabaceae. Bases 397 to 1068 code for a protein of 223 amino acids.
UUAUAGAGAAAGAGGGAUAUGCAAACACUCCAAUGAUUAAGUAAUAAUGGCUUCAGGGUUUUAGGGUAUGAGUUAGCCUUUAUAGUGGUCAAUUAGGAUUUAAGGCUCUUGAAAACCUUUGUUCUGGACAAAGGGUUGUGUCACCUAGGAUUGCAAAUGGAUGAUUUAGAUCGUUAUGCGCAGCAGCCCUGAUUCAAUGUCUUAGGAUUUAGCUAGUGACUUGGGGAUACUAAAGUUGCGUUUUUGUUGGCUGGAGUGGGAAACAUAGACAUACACAGAAAGACAAACUGCUUUGUUGUGAAUUCUAGGUGCAAAUUGUUGUUUUGCGAAGAUAGUAGAAGAUCAUAUAUUUCGCGAGCGAGGUGUGCUGUUGCAGGCGUUGUAACAAGAGAGAGGAUGGAAAAGAAAGAGACAAUAAGAAAGGCUGAGGCAUUGGUUGAGAAAGCAAUGAAAGGGAAUGACGCUUCUCAUGAUGCAGCACAUGUUUGGAGGGUUCGUGACCUUGCUCUCUCCCUUGCUACCGAGGAAGGCCUCUCUUCUGAUCCGCAUUCCAUGGAAAUUGUAGAGCUUGCUGCACUGCUCCAUGAUAUAGGUGACUACAAAUACCUGAGGGAUCCAUCUGAAGAAAAAACUGUUGAAAAUUUUCUAGAGGAAGAGGGAGUUGAGGAGAACAAGAAAUCAAAGAUUUUGAAGAUCAUCAAAGAAAUGGGUUUUAAAGAGGAGGUGACAGGAAAAGGAACUACUGAAUGGAGUCCAGAAUUUGGUGUUGUCCAAGAUGCUGAUAGGCUUGAUGCUAUUGGUGCUAUAGGAAUUGCACGUUGCUUCACGUUUGGCGGGAGUAAGAAGAGGGCGCUGCAUGAUCCUGCUAUUUUGCCAAGAUCUGAUCUGUCUAAGGAAAAAUACAUGAACAAAGAGGAACAAACUACAAUUAAUCAUUUUCAUGAGAAGCUUCUCAAACUUAAAGACAUGAUGAAAACCAAGGCUGGGCAAAGGAGGGCUGAGAGAAGGCACAAGUUCAUGGUGGAGUUUGUCAAAGAGUUCUACGACGAAUGGAACGGUUCAAGCUAAUAAGUACUUGCUCUUGUCUUCAUGCAGUUUUACACUUAAAAUUGCAUUAGUACUUGUGAAAAAGACAAAAAUGGAGCAUGUAUAGGCUACUUCAAGAUGCUGAAAAUUGUUCAUAUCUUGUAAGUUGCAGCAUCAGUAACUAAUUCAUGCUUCAUGCUCCGAACAUAGUUUUUCCACCAAACAAUGCCCUUGGUUUUGCAGGCCAGACUAUAUAUAAUGUCGAAUUUUUAUCUAUUUCAGUAAACAAUGUCCUUGGUUUUGGAGGCUAGACUAUGUAUAACGUUAAAUGUUAUCUAUUUUUUCACAUUUCGUUUGUUAUAUCGAAGACCAUCCUUUCAAA